GUGGCGGUGACGUCCCGGGCCGGGCCGGGCCGUGCCGGGCGGCGGGGGCGGUGCAGAGCAGCGCAGCAGCGGCGGCAGCAGCAGCAGCAGCCGGGCUGGCAGCGAGCGGGGCGCCGAGCGCAGCAGCACCACCUCCACCAGCAGGAAAUACUGGAUAGAUCCCACAAUGGAAGACGGGAAGCCCGUUUGGGCUCCACACCCAACUGAUGGGUUUCAGAUGGGGAUGAUUGUGGACAUCGGCCCUGACAACUUAACUAUUGAACCUUUGAAUCAGAAAGGCAAAACUUUCCAGGCUGCUAUCAACCAAGUGUUUCCUGCAGAGGAGGACAGCAAAAAGGAUGUGGAAGAUAAUUGUUCCCUGAUGUAUUUAAAUGAAGCCACUCUCCUUCACAAUAUCAAAGUUCGGUACAGUAAGGACAGAAUUUACACCUAUGUAGCCAACAUUCUUAUUGCAGUGAAUCCAUACUUUGAUAUACCGAAGUUUUACUCUUCAGAUACUAUUAAAAAGUACCAGGGUAGAUCGCUGGGAACAUUGCCACCACAUGUUUUUGCAAUUGCUGAUAAAGCAUUCCGUGACAUGAAAGUGCUUAAGAUGAGUCAAUCCAUCAUAGUCUCUGGAGAAUCAGGAGCUGGCAAGACUGAAAACACUAAAUUUGUUUUGAGGUAUUUGACAGAAUCCUAUGGCAGUGGGCAAGAUAUUGAUGAUAGAAUUGUAGAAGCAAAUCCCCUAUUAGAAGCUUUUGGAAAUGCAAAGACUGUUCGCAACAACAACAGCAGUCGUUUUGGGAAAUUUGUUGAAAUUCACUUCAAUGAAAAGAACUCGGUGGUUGGUGGAUUUGUGUCACACUACCUUCUGGAGAAAUCUAGGAUUUGUGUGCAAGGCAAAGAAGAGAGGAAUUAUCAUAUCUUUUACAGGCUUUGUGCUGGUGCUCCAGAAGACAUUAGGGAAAAGCUGUAUUUAAGCUCUCCUGACAACUUUAGGUAUUUAAAUCGAGGCUGUACCAGAUUCUUUGCUAACAAAGAAACAGACAAGCAGAUUUUGCAAAAUCGCAAGAGUCCUGAGUAUCUUAAAGAAGGUUCCUUGAAGGAUCCACUGUUAGAUGAUCAUGGAGACUUCAACAGAAUGUGCACAGCAAUGAAAAAGAUUGGACUGGAUGAUGAAGAAAAACUUGAUCUUUUUAGAGUAGUGGCUGGCGUCCUUCACCUUGGAAAUAUCGAUUUUGAGGAAGCUGGGAGUACUUCAGGGGGCUGCACGCCGCGCGCGCGGAGCCAGGCGGCGCUGGAGCGCUGCGCGGCCCUGCUGGGCCUGGACGAGGACGACCUGCGCGGAAGCCUCACCUCGCGCGUCAUGCUCACCACGGCAGGGGGCGCCAAGGGCACGGUCAUCAAGGUACCGUUGAAGGUGGAACAAGCAAACAAUGCUCGUGAUGCCUUGGCUAAAACUGUGUAUAGUCAUCUGUUUGAUCAUGUAGUGAAAAGGGUAAACCAGUGUUUUCCAUUUGAAACUUCUUCUUUCUUCAUUGGAGUUCUAGAUAUAGCUGGUUUUGAGUACUUUGAACACAACAGUUUUGAACAAUUCUGUAUAAACUACUGUAAUGAAAAACUGCAGCAAUUUUUUAAUGAAAGAAUUCUGAAAGAGGAACAAGAACUUUACCAGAAGGAAGGCCUGGGUGUUAAUGAAGUUCGUUAUGUAGAUAAUCAGGACUGUAUAGAUUUGAUUGAAGCAAAAUUAAUAGGUGUACUGGAUAUUUUGGAUGAAGAAAAUCGACUUCCCCAGCCAAGUGACCAGCAUUUUACUUCAGUUGUGCAUCAAAAACACAAGGACCAUUUCAGGCUCUCGAUUCCUAGAAAGUCUAAAUUGGCUGUUCACAGAAAUAUCAGAGAUGAUGAAGGCUUCAUUAUCCGACACUUUGCAGGAGCCGUAUGCUACGAGACGAUGCAAUUUGUGGAAAAAAACAAUGAUGCUUUGCACAUGUCUCUUCAAUCUCUUAUAUGUGAAUCCAAGGACAAGUUUGUUCGACAGUUGUUUGAGGCCAACACUAACAACAACAAGGAUCCCAAACAAAAAGCUGGGAAACUCAGUUUCAUCAGCGUGGGUAACAAAUUCAAGACUCAGUUAAAUUUGCUUCUUGAGAAGCUUCACAGUACUGGGUCGAGCUUUAUUCGCUGUAUCAAACCUAAUCUAAAGAUGACAAGUCACCAUUUUGAAGGAGGACAGAUCCUCUCUCAGCUUCAGUGUUCAGGGAUGGUGUCAGUUCUGGAUUUGAUGCAAGGUGGUUUCCCAUCACGAGCUUCAUUUCAUGAACUCUACAAUAUGUACAAGAAAUACCUGCCUGAAAAAUUGGCUCGACUGGACCCUAGGCUUUUUUGCAAAGCCCUAUUUAAGGCCCUGGGACUGAAUGAAAAUGAUUACAAAUUUGGACUAACCAAGGUGUUUUUUAGACCUGGCAAGUUUGCAGAGUUUGAUCAGAUAAUGAAGUCUGAUCCGGAUCACUUAGCAGAGCUGGUUAAACGAGUGAAUCGCUGGCUUAUCUGCAGUCGUUGGAAAAAAGUUCAAUGGUGUUCUCUCUCGGUGAUUAAAUUGAAAAAUAAGAUAAAAUAUCGAGCCAGUGCCUGCAUUAAAAUACAAAAGACUAUUCGUAUGUGGCUUUGCAAGAGAAAGCACAAACCACGCAUUGAUGGCCUGAUAAAAGUACGUACACUAAAGAAGAGACUUGAUAAAUUUAAUGAAGUAGUAAGUGCUCUGAAGGAGGGGAAAGCAGAGACAAGCAAGCAGGUCAAGGAGUUGGAGGAUUCUAUUGAUGCUUCAAUGACCAAAAUUAAGACCACUAUAAUGACUAGAGAACAGAUACAGAAAGAAUAUGAUGCUUUAGUUAAAAGCUCAGAGCAGCUUCUGAGUGCACUGCAAAAGAAGAAGCAGCAAGAGGAUGAAGCAGAGAGGCUACGACGCAUCCAGGAGGAAAUGGAAAAAGAAAGAAAGAGACGUGAAGAGGAAGACCAAAAACGAAGGAAGGAAGAAGAGGAAAGACGCCUGAAAUCUGAGAUUGAGGCAAAGAGAAAACAGGAAGAGGAAGAGAGAAAAAAGAGGGAAGAGGAAGAAAAGCGUAUUCAGGCUGAAAUUGAGGCUCAGCUAGCUAGAGAACGAGAGGAGGAAACCCAGCACCAGGCAGUGCUUGAACAGGAGCGUCGUGACCAUGAGCUUGCAAUGAGAAUUGCCCAGAGCGAGGCAGAACUCAUCAGUGACGAAGCUCAGCUCGAUUUAGGAUUGCGCAGAGCCAAUGGAACAAAGCCACAAAUGACUGCGGAACAAAUGGCCACAGAAAUGUCAGAAAUAUUGUCUAGGGGUCCUGCAGUGCAAGCCACAAAAGCUGCUGCUGGUACUAAGAAGCAUGAUCUCAGCAAGUGGAAAUAUGCAGAGCUUCGUGAUACAAUCAACACAUCCUGUGAUAUUGAACUCUUGGCAGCUUGCAGAGAAGAGUUCCACCGAAGGCUAAAGGUGUAUCAUGCUUGGAAAUCCAAGAAUAAGAAACGCAAUGCAGAAACAGAACAGCGUGCUCCUAAAUCAGUCACAGACUAUGAUUUUGCACCAUUUUUGAGCAACUCAACACAACAGAACCCCACAGCCCAGCUACCAGGCAGACAACAAGAGAUUGAAAUAAACCGGCAGCAGCGCUACUUCCGCAUUCCCUUCAUCCGCCCCGCGGACCAGUACAAAGACCCCCAGAACAAGAAGAAGGGGUGGUGGUAUGCACACUUCGAUGGGCCCUGGAUUGCUCGGCAGAUGGAGCUCCACCCUGACAAGGCACCCAUUCUGCUUGUAGCGGGUAAGGAUGAUAUGGAUAUGUGUGAGCUUAACCUUGAAGAGACUGGCUUAACCCGAAAGCGAGGUGCUGAAAUUUUACCGAGACAGUUUGAAGAAAUUUGGGAACGCUGUGGAGGCAUCCAGUAUCUCCAAAACGCAAUUGCAAGCAGACAAGCUCGCCCCACCUAUGCUACGGCGAUGCUGCAGAACCUGUUGAAAUAACUGGGCGGUCGGCACAGGAGCGCUCCAGAUGAGAGCCUUGCCCGCGACACAAAGGGAAGAGCUGCUCUGUGCUGCAGAGGGCCUAAACAUUCUGUAAUCAGAGUAGAGAUGUUUAAUAUAAAGUGAACAGAUUUUAUUAAUCAUGUGGUUUGUUAAUUUGUACUUCAUGAUGUUUAAUUUGUGUAGUGAACUUUACUAGGUAUGAGGACCCAGUAGAAACUUCAGUCAGUGUAGUUGGCUGCAUUUUGUUUAUAUGUUGCAUUUUCUUUAACAGUUUCUGUUAUAACUCUUAACACUUUUAAGCAAUCUGUCUAUACUUGGGUACAUAUUGCAAAGAACUGCACUGCAACCACCUGUUUGUAAGAUUCCUUCUUUAAAACAUUGAGUAGCUGGCUUCAAGUGGUGGCCUAGUAAAGAGAAUAUGCUAUUUCUAAUAACUGGAAUUGUGAGGCCUUAGCUUUGACUUCUGUUAUGGAGAAGUUGGAGUGUACUUUUUUAUAAUCUGAGACAUUUUAUGUCCUGAUUUGCAAACUGGUUAGUGUCUGUAUUUAAUGAUUUUUGUUUUUCCAGAAACUGAUGGGAAAUCCUCCUGAACUUGAGACCUAUAAACCCCUGUUUAAUUCAUUCUCUGUCUUGGUUUAAGAGAAACGGUUUUCUGUACAUUACAAGAAAAGCAUUCAUAUUCAUCAAAAUAGUAUAAUAUUGGAGGUCCUCAAAAGAAUGUACUGCUCUUUAGGGCUUAUACCACUUCUCUUACAGAUUUUUUUUUCCUUUCUUUUUAGUACAAAUCUGCUUUAGACUUUAUUUUUCUGACCACAUUUCUAUUAGCAAUUCUUGGACAGUUUGUUUAGCCAGGUAGUGUAAUUUCAACAUAUUACACAAAAUUGUCCAAGCUUUGUAUCUGAAGGUAUAUACGAUUAAGGAUAGCAUUAAGGGAAAUAUGUUCAGCUUUUUGCUGGCAGUAUAACUUAACUGAAUACUGUGGCCUGAGCCUCAGAAAUCCUCUUUAUUUUAACUGUAAUGAGAUAUACAAGAUCUAUAACUUUUGUUAGACUGUGUAAAAAAUUGGUCCAAUAACAUAAUGCAUCUUAAUACUAUGUGCUGAUGAAAUAGCUACAAUUUUUAGUGUACUGGAAUAUCAUAGUGAUUUGGAUGCUGAGCUGUAUAUUAAUCUCCUCUAUCGAGUUUCACAGCUUGUAACAGUCCCCUUAUUAAGCCAUUUGUUUAAGGAGUUUUUGUGGGUGGGAAUCAUUAAUUUCAUACAGUUAUAAGAAGCAUCUCUUUCACUUAUGUGAACAUUGCUUUAUCUUGCUGGCCAUUAUUUCAACAAAUUAAACAUGACCAUUUGUUACCUCUCUGAUAGAAAUCCAAAAUAUAAGUAGCUUGAUGUCCAAUUACAUAGCCUGAUUUAAAAAUUUUUUUUCCCUUUUUAAUUGACAGUUUGCUUACAGUAUGAAAUAAUUUCCACACUCCUUGGAGCAUGAAACCUUUUGGAAAUGUUCAUUUUAAAAUGCGUAAAUAUACUUCAUUUAAAAGAGGGGUUAUUGUGUAGCACAGAGAAAGCUCCUUGCUGACCUUAGACUGUGGUUGUGUGCCACAGUCUGCUUGUUGCUAUAAAUGCACUCCUUAUGGGAAUAAUGUGUAGAUAUUCAAGUGGUAUUUAACUCUUUACACACCCACUGCAACAGGGAAUCUUAGCUUCUGCUGUAGACCCACUCUAUACUUCCUGGUCAUGUGAUUGCAAAUGAGAAAAUUAUUUUCAUUUUACCCAAAUUCUUCAUUGAAACAGUUGUUUUUGGCCGGAAUAUGAAAGGAGAAGUGCCUCAGACUGCUGGCUGGAAAGUUGUGUGCAAACCUGUACAGUGUUGCAUGAGUUUAAAGGUGCAGCUUAUAAAAUGUAGAUUACUUGUUUAAUGUGCUGCUGUAUUGGAACCAAAAUGUGACAACUUCCAGUCCCCAAACACUUAGCACUGCAAGAAGCUGUGCUCAUUCAUGUGACCCAAGGAAGAAAAGUCACUGACAUGACCUGUGUUUGUUUCUGUCUGGGUUUAGCUGCUUGACUUAGCACAUUCCACCUCAGUGUAUAUAUCUCUAAAAAUCCAUGGAUCUUAUGAGACUGAAUGCUCUAAGCAAAGACCCUCAAAUGCUUACAUGUGUGUGGGUAUAUACACACAUAUGUGCUUAAAUAUUUUAGUAUGAAUGUGUGUAAACAUACCUGCAGGGAACUUUAAAUAAAAUUAACUGAAUUUUUCCACUCUGUUCCUUCAGUCAAGUCAGGAUUUCCUUGACUGGCAUUGGAAAGAAAAUUUAUUCAUCAGAAUGGGGUGUAUGGAAAUUUUUCUUUACUAAGUGACUAACAAAUAUGACCUAUCAUGAAAAUAAAAUGGACUUCAAAAUAGUGGAAGAGGGUCUGGUGGCUGGACGUCUCAAAUGAUAUGUUCCCACCUCCCAGCAUUGCUCCAGAAGUACACCUGAUGGAAGCAGAAGAUGCAUUCCAGAAAUCAGGGUAUUCUAGUUUGCACAUUAGCAGGCUGCUUUUUUUUCCCCCUUUUUUUUUCACUCCACACCAAAAGCAGCUUUUGCUCUUAGUUUUACUUAUCUUUUUGUGAAACAAAAUUAAUUUUUGGUUGGUUUCAGAUUAUUUUAUUUUUUUUACAUGUCUGGCAAUAUUUAACUGCCUACCAAUUGUUUCCAUGGUCCCUUGUAGUGUGUCAGAUAAUUUUAGUUGGUUGAUUUAGCGAGGAAAUAUAAAAGGAGGGAAGAGGGUUGAUCUUUAGGAAUGUAGGAUGACCUGAUGCCUAUCUGAUUUUUAAUCAUAGAGAAAAUUAUAGAGGUUUUUAAAGCCCAAUUGCUUGGUUCUUUGUGUGUUUCAUUAAAAAAAAAAUCUUCCUACCUGUCAGUGAAACUGUCCAUUAUAGUUGAGAUUGCCUAAAAUGCUCCACAAAACAGGAUAGGAAAAGAAUCACCACAAUAAGCUACAUUCCUGACUAGGUGACCCAGGAAUAUUAAUUUUCUUGAGAAUGCUACUCUGAAGAUCCUUCAAUACUGACUCGGAAGGUCAUUCAAUACUUGUCUUUUAUCCACUGAUGAGAUUGUGUUUUUCUUUACCUAGUUGAAUCCUCUGGGUUUUUCUUCAAAAAACUUUAUUUUAAGUAUUUAAAUGACCUCUUAAUACUGUACUGAAAAUUAAAAAUAAAAAUAAACACAUUCCAUGUUGAAAUCUUA
Messenger RNA from Passer domesticus (house sparrow), 7249 nucleotides. It is a transcript of the gene MYO6, whose product is annotated as myosin VI. Gene Ontology annotation, molecular function: microfilament motor activity; ATP binding; actin filament binding. Lineage: Eukaryota; Metazoa; Chordata; Aves; Passeriformes; Passeridae. The transcript has 35 exons. Gene Ontology annotation, cellular component: endocytic vesicle; actin cytoskeleton; cytoplasm. The record is from RefSeq and is a predicted model, not a curated record. Gene Ontology annotation, biological process: actin filament organization; vesicle transport along actin filament; inner ear auditory receptor cell differentiation. The coding region runs from base 167 to 4024 and encodes 1285 amino acids.